This is a messenger RNA of Schistocerca piceifrons (Central American locust), 3656 nucleotides long. It is a transcript of the gene Grip128, whose product is annotated as gamma-tubulin complex component 5. The transcript has 17 exons. NCBI's taxonomy places the organism in Eukaryota, Metazoa, Arthropoda, Insecta, Orthoptera, Acrididae. Gene Ontology annotation, molecular function: gamma-tubulin binding; microtubule minus-end binding. The record is from RefSeq and is a predicted model, not a curated record. Gene Ontology annotation, biological process: meiotic cell cycle; cytoplasmic microtubule organization; mitotic cell cycle. Bases 60 to 3101 code for a protein of 1013 amino acids. Gene Ontology annotation, cellular component: centrosome; gamma-tubulin complex; equatorial microtubule organizing center.
UAACAGCGCAAAGCCGCAAACAGUUUGAAGUGGUGGGUCGUUUGAGGUUAAUUUUUGUCAUGUCUCAUAAAGAAGAGUUGGCUCAGGAUGUUAGGAAGCUGGUGAAACAGCUAACUGGUUUCGAAGAUGAUGAUGAGAACCUUAGACAGUGCGAAAGUUAUGCAUUAUCAAAUAUUUUGUAUCAUCGCUGCGUGUCUGUCGAAGGGCAAAAAGUUCGUAAAGCUAUGGAUGGGAUAGUGACGAAAUUUUUUGUACAUGGCCAUUUGCAAGCUUCUAAAAGAUUGUCGGAGCUUUUUGAAAAGUUCUUAACAGAUGAGAAAUUUGAAGAUCCAUCCCACUGCGACGAGCGAUGGUCAAUGUUAUGGCUCUUGCUGUGUUUGGCAAACAGACCAACCAAUAAAAUUCAACCUAAUGAAACGCCAGAACCCGUAAAAGAAAAGAAUGGUGACGAGAACUUUGAUUGGGGAGCAUAUUUAAUGGAUGGAGUUGCUCCGUUUAGUAGACCGUACAAGGAUGAUUCAGAUGACUCUUUCUCAGAGCUAGAUGAUUCUGGUGUAAGUAGCGUGGAUGAAGCAUUCACUCAUACAAGCACACUUUCUGUGGGGCAUAAAAGUGCAGAAUUAGAAUGUACAAGUAGAAACGAAGAGUUGGUGGAAUUAGUCAAUAAAGGUGUUGAGGCUGAAAGGUGGCUGAAACGAAAUGUUCAGAAUUGCUGGUGGAUCACAGGCAAUGUACCAAAUGAAGUACACAGCAAAUACCCUUGUGCAAAUUUUGCAGAAAGUUGGGAGGAGUACUCUGUGGCUGAAAGAAAUGAUGGUCACUGCUGCAAGCCAAGAACAAUAAAAAUUAGUGAAUACAAAGUUGUGAGAGAAGUACUAUUUAUGCUUCAUUCACCAUCAGCAACUUUUCUGUUUUAUCAAGAAAAUGGCCGUUUUGUUGUACGGAAUGAUGUUACUAUUCCAAGUCUUACCAAGGAUGCUGUCAAGAAUUAUUUGGGACAUGUGUGUGAGUAUGUCAACAUUGUGUAUGAACUACAGAAAUUCAGGGAAGAAGUUUAUGCUGGUUAUCAGUCAGAUAAUACCUCAGCUACAAGGUUGCCCACUUUCACGUUUGAAGCAUAUGCUGCGUCAGUGCAUGACAUUCUUCAGGAGUUUGCUCAGUUCAUCUCAAAAAUUGAAGGACGAGUAAGGAAACAAGAGGAUAUUAACACACUAUACCAGUUAAUGUGUGAAUUGAGACCAAAAUUUAAAGAAUUAAAAGUUGUGUAUGAUACACAUGUAUUAGCCAUUGAAGACUGGAAAGAAUCUCCGAAAUGGUUAGCAGUCACACGAUUGCUGUCAGUUCUUUAUGAAGCAGGAAUAUCUGCCACUGAGGUAUACGAGUCGAGGCAUAUAUUAAAAUUAUUUCUCAAAAGCUUCCGACCAUAUUUUGGUAUUAUUAGCACUUGGUUGACUGAAGGCCAUCUUGAAGAUUGGCGUCAGGAGUUCAUUAUUACAAGGAAUGACAAUGUAAUAGAUAGAACAUGGGAAAUGUGGGAGGAAGGCUUCACACUGCAUCCUUACAUAAACUGUCUCAAAUCAAAAGGAAUAGAGCCACUGCCUCUGCUGGAAGAUGUUGCUGAAAAGGUCCUUCAUGCUGGGAAAAGCAUUGAAUUACUUAAAAAAUUGAAUAAGAUUGGUGAUUUUUCGCAUCUCAGUGACAUGAAAGGUUCUUUAUACAAAGAAUUUUUAAUUGCCAUAAUUAAGGAGCUACCUGUUGAUGAACAGAAACAGAAAAUUUCAGAUAAUCAGUCACAUUUUAAUGAUGAAGAUGAACAUGAACAAACAAAUGUCAAGAGAAAUACCAUUGAAGACCAUACUUCACUGACACUAGCACAUGUCAGUGUUGAGGAUACCAGUGUUCCACAACAGAAGGGAUUGAAUCUUUCAGAAGAGAGACCAUUACUUGAUUAUCCAAUAUUGGGCAAAAUAGUGAAGAACUUGUUCCAUGGGGAAGAUAAGCUUGAGUGGCAAGACAUAGGUCAAAUGGAAGAGCAAGAACUCUUCGAUAAGGUUAUACAGAAACUGUCCUCUGGAUGUUUCCCUGUAAAACCGUUGUUGGAAUCUGUAUUCAGCUACUUCAUUUAUGAGAAACAUGGUACUGCGUGUUCACUAGUGAAAAAUAUAUUGCAUUCUGAAUACAACAUUGCAGUUCAGCUCUCUGUUGUAAGAAAUAUUUAUCUCAUGGAGGGAAGUGACAUGGAAAAAUUCUGUUCACAUGUAUUCAGGGAGGUUGAGAGAAACUAUGCCUGGGACAAUGCAUAUUCACUAACUAUGCAACUGGAGAACUGUAUAGAUGAACAGUACCCUUCACUGAGCUCAAAAUUUUCUGUAUCUGUUUCUAAGAGAUCACAAACAAUUGUAUCAGUAAACACAUUGGACAGCAUCAAAAUUAAGUUUUCAGUUGAAUGCCCCAUGUCCCUGAUAUUCUCUAAAGUCAACAUGAAGAUGUACAAUUCUGUAUUCAGGUUCCUAUUGAAGGUGAAAUGGGCACUUUGGGCCUUGGAACAGUUGAGAUUUAAAAGAGGGGAGUUGAAGGACAAUAAUAAGGCUGAAUCUGCAAGUAACAUUAGAAAACGUAACAUGUUGUGGCUGUUGCGCUUCUGGAUGUUGCAUUCAGUUGGUUGUCUUCAUUCAUACCUGAUGGGUCAGGUAUUAGUAUCACUUGGUUUGGAACUUGAACGAGACACAGAAGAAGCAGCCGAUCUGGACACACUAAUUAGAGUUCACAACACCUAUGUUCAAAAAGUUUACACACACUGCUUACAACCCAAGGAAUACGAAAAUAUCAGAAGGGCUAUUCUAGAGCUGGUUACACUCGCAUUAAAAUUACGUGAAGUCUGGCUUGUGGGCUUGGAAAUUGUAUCAGAAGAGCGACUUAGCAAGAUGGGUGACUUGUACAUAAAGUGUCACAGCCAAUUGGGUGCAGUCCUACAGAAUGCUGUAGAUGCUAAUCAUGAUCCACUUUUGACUCAUUUAAGUGAUGCUAUAAACUCCACUCCGCCACAGAAAAAAACAGUGGAUUCAGGAGGAGAAGUAAUUAUGCCAGCCUGUGGCACAUAAUGACAAUGACAGCUACUAGAGUUUCUUCAGCACGUGUCUAGUCAUGAAAUUCUCUCCCUAGCUUUCUAGCUGGUUGGAUUCGGAGUGGUUCUUGUCCACUGUUAAUUUCCAUCUUAUUUACAGCAAUGUAUGGGGGAUUAGGCUACAUUUGUUCUUAAAAGUGUGCUAAUGGUUGUUGAAAUAAGUUUUUGAGGGUAAUAAACAAAGUUGCUUUUGUUGUAGUUCCAAAUCCUCACUAUCUAAAUCGACAUAAGUUUAGUUGUUGGUUGCUCUAACAGUGAAUCCUUACAAAACCCUUAUGUAACAAUUGUACUUUUAGGUAUCUUUUGAAUGCUGUCUGAAAUGUGAGUUAUCAAGCAGUUUUCAAAUUUAUGAAGAUGUAAACAAUCAUUGGACAGACAUGUUCUGAACACUACAUGUACACAUAGGUGUAAGAAACAUUGUAAAACUGAAUUUUUGUUCCUCUUAUGUGUCAAAAAUUACAUACUGAGGUCAGUGAUUACAUUUUUUGUAAGAAAAUAUAAAUUAUAUAUUUCACUGAUACUGUUUAUAAAA